AUGACUAGUGCUGCUGCAAGACUUCAGAACGUCAACAUCGUGUCUAACAACUACUCUCGUUACGGUACCUCCGUCUACGAUAAGUUGUACCAUAAUAAUAACAUCAAUUACAAUAACGGCGGUAAAAAUGCGGGCACAGCUGCUAAACCGCCAUCGAUCUCACAGAAGUCAAGGAAUAAACACCGUCAUGGUUCAAAUGGCUCGAAAUCAACGAGUCAAUCGCCCAUUUCAACGUUCAAAUCUCCACUCUCUUCUCAAAAUCAAGUCAGCGGUCCAGAUGAUUUGUCCUCUAUAGGUCAGAGGCGUAGCGAUGACGUUGCUUCAUUGGAUAACGAAACUAUUGUAACAAUGAACUCUAGAAAAUCAAGAAUAAAAAAAAAAUAUAAGUCCUUAAUUUCUACUUCUUCGAAAAAAUUUAUGAAUAAAUUGUACGAUCAUGGAGCUUCGUCUGAUUCUUUCUCCAUUUUUUCCUUGAAGACUUCUCAUUCCGGUAAACAUGAAAAUUCUAGAUUUGAAAAGUUGAGAAAAAGAAAAUAUCAUGUUUGGGGCAAAUUCGCCGAUAUCAACGACUUACCAGUUGAGAUAAUUGCUAAAAUACUCUCCGAGCUCGAAUUGGGCCAUGACCAAAAGACACUAGUGAGAUGUCUGUACGUUUCAAAAAAUUUCUACCAGGCGACCAAGAUCGUUCUUUACAAACAACCUUAUUUCACGUCCACUUAUAGAGUGGCGCAAUUCGUCACUUCGAUAAGGCUGCAUCCGGAUAAUGGUGCAUAUGUGAAAGUAUUGGAUCUAUCUCAUCUGAAGCCGGGCCUUAUCGGUCAAGAUUCAAAGGUUUCUCUAGGCCUAGAUGAAGAUGGCCGCUCAAGGCGCCACAGACGCCAUCGCGGCAGAUCUACAAACGUAAGUUUAAGCUUGCCUCCUGCUACCCCGACAUCUACCAUUUCAAAUGACGAUGACCUCAAUAACAUAUCAAUCAAAGACGACAUUUCAAGUACUAGCGAAUUUGAAGAUCUAGCAUUAGCCGGUUGGAGGGAUUGGAGAUAUAGAAAUGAGCCUCUUUACAGCUCUCCCUUGCUAAACAGCUUUAAGUUGAAGAAAGUUGUUUCCCGUUCCUCUUCCAUCACAUCUACCUCUUCGGGGAAUUCUACUGGUGUUCAUUCCACAAGGAGACAGCGUUCAAAUAGUUCCGUUGCUUCCAUAACGACCAGUAUUAUGUCGUCCAUUUACAACACUUCUCACGUCUCACUUUCUUCGACAACCUCUAACACCAGUAAUGGAAAUAUGUCUUCUGGUAGUAAUCUGUCGAGAGUUUCUACGGCUGGAUCAUUGAAAAAAACUCCCGCAAACUCCGCUAGGACGUCUCCUCAGAAGGCAAAACCAAUUUCUGACAUUACCUCGUCCUCCUGGUUUAGAAUGAAGUUGAGUUCGAGAAACAGGAAAGCAAGGACGGCUGGUACAGUCGACUUAAAACAUCCAAAGAGCAAGCCGGUUGAUGACUCCAAAAGUAAUGGGAAGAAUUCAAAGCAUUCAUCCAGUUGUCGUCCUUCCAGGUUGACAUUCAGUAUUGAACAGCCAUUUAGCACUCACCAUCCAUAUGCCAACAAAUUCCUCUUAAAAUACGCCCCUUACAAAGAUUUGCCCUUGGGCUACAUUUUACAUAUGUUGAACUCAUGUCCUAACCUCGUCGAAUUGAACCUGUCCAACUUAGUCAUCUGUGCCGAUUUCAAACUAAUCAAUCAAAAAUCCGAAAGAAGAAGAAUGACCUCUUCACUAUUACCUGCCGUUCAAGAGUCAAGUAUUUCAGUAGGACCGGAACAAGAUUUAGAAGUUGUUUAUAUUACUGAUUCCGGAAAAGGUUAUGAAUACUAUGAGGGACUGAACAAGAAACAUUCGCGUUCUUCAAGUUUGGGCACCAAUCCCUCUAGCUGGAUUGGUGGACAGGCAAAUUGGGGAAAUUAUCCACCCCCAAUUGACGCGCAAACUAAAACAAGAGAAGAGCACAGGCGCAACAAUACUUUGUAUCAAAAUAAAAACGUCGAGUUACAAAAGUUGAACCCUUUUGAAAUUUUUGAAAUAAUUUGUAAAAGAAAUGAAGGGAACAGGGGCUACAGCGCCUUAACUAAGGUGAAGAUGAAUGAUAUUGUUUGGUGUAGACAAUACAUGGUCAAGUACUUUGUGUUGAAAACGUUCUGCCAACAUUUGAACUAUAAAUCUAUGAGCAAUAAUUCUUACGAACAGCACAUAUUUAGUUUCCGGGAUUCAGGUCUGGACAGAAAUUUUUCCUGGGCUUGCAAUGCUAGACUGCCUGAAUUUGUCGCUUUGAUGGUUAUGGACCAGCUCUCUAAGCUCGACGAUUUGGGGCUGGAGGAGCUCUUCAAUAUCAAAUCCGAAAAGCUAUACGUAAAAAAUUACUGUGCUCGUGAUCCUGACAUCCUCGAAAUAUCAGAUCUGUUUGAUAUGAAAUAUGGCACCGGGUCUGAAUCUGAUGCUACCUCUGAUUUUAGCCCUAAAACAGAGUCUUUACAAUUCAGGUUGACUAUAUUGAAAACUGGGAAGCCAACCUCAUUUUGGCUUAGUAAAGUCUCCAAAAAUUAUGUCUCAUUGGUUGUUAAAUUAUGCAUUAAUGAGAAUGUUGAUAUGAGCAAAGCCAAAGUAGGGAAACCAACUUUAAGAAUAGACAACAUUACACACAAUUUGAUCAGUAGAUUAAAGGAGUUGAGAAGGGUUGACCUAAGAAGAAAUGUUGGGGAGAAUAACUACUAUGCUGAGAGUAUCAUGUAA
Saccharomyces kudriavzevii IFO 1802 is the source of this 2781-nucleotide messenger RNA. RefSeq names its product Cos111p (gene COS111). Gene Ontology annotation, molecular function: protein binding. The record is from RefSeq and is a predicted model, not a curated record. Lineage: Eukaryota; Fungi; Ascomycota; Saccharomycetes; Saccharomycetales; Saccharomycetaceae. The transcript has a single exon. Bases 1 to 2781 code for a protein of 926 amino acids.